Australozyma saopauloensis is the source of this 1329-nucleotide messenger RNA. It is a transcript of the gene SWD1, whose product is annotated as COMPASS subunit protein. Lineage: Eukaryota; Fungi; Ascomycota; Pichiomycetes; Serinales; Metschnikowiaceae. The record is from RefSeq and is a predicted model, not a curated record. Gene Ontology annotation, cellular component: Set1C/COMPASS complex. Gene Ontology annotation, molecular function: protein binding. The coding region runs from base 1 to 1329 and encodes 442 amino acids. The transcript has a single exon.
AUGAACUUAGCCCUCCAGGACCCCUUCACAGUGGCCAAAGAGUUCCCAGAUACGCUCGUCCACACGCUUCAGUACGGACAUUCCGUGUACAUCCAGUUUAAUCGCAAGGGAGACUACCUAGCGUCCGGACUUUCGAACGGAGCCAUUGUCAUCUACGAUCUCAGCACAAACACGAUUGUGUGUGUUUUAAGCCGAGAAGGACAUGUGCGUCCGAUCACCUCCAUCUCCUGGUCCCAUUGCGGCCGCUAUCUUCUAUCGUCGUCGCAAGAUUGGGCAUGUAUAUUGUGGGACUUGCAGUAUGCCAAUACCGACACCAACGACGGCAGCAACAAGGCCAUAGUGCGGCGCGUGCAGUUUGAUGGACCCAUCUGGCAGGCAUGUAUCCAUCCGAAGAAACCCCGUGUAUUCACUGCGUCGCUUUUCGAGAAUGAUCCAGUGUAUGUAAAUAUGGAGAACGAAACUGAAAUACGCACACUUGCAACUGAGCCGGUUGAAAAGAGGACUUCUGACGAUGAGAAUGAAAAUGACGCAGAUGCAGACGCAGAGCCUGUCAAGAAAACCAACUACAAACACAUGACUCUUGUCACGCAGUUCACGACCUCCGGCGACUACAUUUUCUCGGGCACCAGUCGAGGCUGGCUCAACAUCAUCGACGCGAAUACGUUGCAGACAGUGCACCUGGUGCGUGUAACGUCUGCCAACAUGAAGACGUUAGUGUUCUCUCCAGAUGGGCGCAAGUUGGCUGUCAACUCCUCUGACAGAAUCAUCCGCCAAAUUAACCUUCCCGACAUGGUCGAAGAGCAGAACCCUGACUUGUGGGAAUUCGAGGUCGAGCACCGGUACCAGGAUGUGGUCAACAGAUUACAAUGGAACACCGUAGCGUUCAGUCACAACUCGGAAUUCUUGGUUGCAUCGACCUUCGGCCAGAGCUCACAGGACCUCUACUUAUGGGAAACUUCCAUGGGCACGCUUAUUAAAAUUCUAGAAGGAAGCCAUGAGGAGCUCAUCGACGUGAAAUGGAACUACAACAAGUGCAUGAUCGGCUCUACAGGACUCGACUCGGGCUCCAUCUACCUCUGGCUGGUCCAAUUCCCUCUGAAAUGGAGUGCUUUGGCGCCGGAUUUCGUCGAAAUUGAGGAAAACGAAGAGUACGAGGAGAAGGAAGACGAGUUUGACAUCAUUGACGAAACAGACUUGAUGAAGCGCCGCUUGGAGGAAGAAGAUACACAAGUGGACAUUGCCACGAUGGACGCUACUGAUGUUCGAGGCUUCGAUACGCAAAUCCGUUCGUUCGUAAUUCCCGUAAAUUACGAACUGGCAGUGGUUUAA